GAAGUUCAAGUUGUAUUUACAGUCGCAACUCGCAAUUGGCGAUGUCAUUUGCAUCACCGAUUAUUAUUAGAAUGAAGAAAUGAACAGGCAGGCCUAUUGUACGUGUGCUUCAGGCCAAAGCAUCCUACACAAUUAUCUCUUACUGCUAAUUAAUUUCGACUGAUACAUGUAUUUUCGGCAAUUUUCUACUUGAAUCAUGGCCAUGAUCUUGACGGUUCUUGGGUACGUUGCCCUUCUUAUCCUCGGCAUAAUUGGAGUUGUACUAGCUCUAGUGUCGGCCGCCAUUCUCCGGACUGAAUACAACCUGAGAGAUGUGCCAACUGCAAAAAACAAGAGUUUCUUUCUGGGAGAUAUCAAAUAUUUAGGAAACUUUAAGGAAAAGGUUGAUGUACCUCUGGCAAACGUCCUAUUUUUGAUGGCAAAGCAGCUUGGACCGGUCUAUUACUUAAGGAUCUUUUGGAAACCACAUUUCAUCGCGUCAGCACCCGAAAUUGUGAAGGAACUGCUCCUGAACAGCAAACAUACCAAACCUCAAGAAGUUUAUCGUGGCUUCCAGAAGUUGUAUGGUCAACGAUUCAUGGGCCAUGGACUGGUGUCAGAGGUCGAUCACGAGAAGUGGUUUCACAGGAGGGCUAUCAUGAAUCCCGCCUUCAGACGAAAGUAUCUUAUGAGUCUUGUGGAUGAAUUCAACGCAGGAUCAGAGGCUCUUUGUCAGCAGCUAAAGGAGAAGGCUGAUGGUAAAACAGAAGUCCUCAUGUUAGACGAACUCAACAAGGUGACAUUAGAUGUCAUUGCAAAGAUUGCAUUCAGCAUGGAGACCAAUGCUGUUGGAGAUCCAAGUUGUCCCUUCCCCUCUGCUAUUACAACUGCACUUCGGGGCAUGCAGAAGUUUCAUGAUAGACCCUGGUCUACAGUCGAUCCAUGGUCUACUUCCAUGCGACGCGGCACUCGCGAAGCCAUUAGUCUCGUCAGGGAAACUGGACGAGAACAGAUCCAGGAACGCAUUCAAGCUCGUAAAAGAGGAGACCAUGUUCCCAACGAUCUCCUGAACCUCAUCCUCGAUAUAGCCAAAGACCUGGAGAGAGACAACGACUUCCAAAUGGAGAAUAUGCUGGAUGAAUUCGUCACCCUGUUUAUAGCAGGUCAAGAAACAACGAGCAACCUCUUGGCUUUCACAUUUGUACAACUUGGACGUUACCCUGAAGUUGCUAAAAGGUUACAAGCAGAGGUUGAUGAGGUUCUGGGACAAAAACAUACAAUCCAAUACGAAGAUUUGGCCAAACUUGAAUACAUGAUGAGGGUUCUGAAGGAAACCCUUAGGUUGUACACACCUGUUGGAGGUACUACUCGAGUUACUGCUCAUCCAAUUACAUACAAAGGCAUCACAAUACCAGCCAAGGCCAAUGUUACCGUUAUGUCUGUCAUAAUGUCUAGAAUGGAGGAAUAUUUUGAUGACCCUCUUCUCUUUAAUCCUGAUCGAUUCAAACCAUCAGAAGACGGAUCGCUACCUAGACAUCUCUAUGCUUACUUUCCAUUUUCUAUGGGACAACGCUCGUGUAUUGGUCAACAGUUUGCUCUGAUCGAAUCCCGUAUCAUCUUGGCUAAGCUCCUCCAACGAUUUACAUUCCGACUUGACCAGUCACAAAGCUUUGGCAUCUUGGACGAACUAACAGCUAAACCCAUGGGAAGAUGCAUGAAUUACAUCACACUAAGGGUCUAGAUUCACAGUAGAUACACCAUUUUAAAUUAUUUGUGGCCCUACUCCCUACAUAGGGGGCACUGCAAAAAAAAACAUUUUCAAUCAAUUGCAAAUUUCUAUUUCCAAUUUAAAACUGAAAUAUCAACUUUUUAGAUAUAUCUUUACUAAGACAAAUAGAGGGCUAUUAGCAUGGUCUCGCAUCGUGAAACUUCAUUUCCAAUAACAAAAUAUGUUAACAGCUAUUAAAAAUUGUUGAAUUUCAUUGGCUACAAAAAUGCAAAAAUGUGGUGUAAAACUGCACUACUGGGUGUUGAUAGAUUACCACACCAAUUACUUUACACUAAUGUGGAAGUAAGUGUUAGUUAAAGGACAAGUCCAUCCCAACAAACAGUUGAUUUGAAUAAAAAGAGAGAAACAAACAUAACACUGAAAAUUUCAUCAAAAUCGGAUGUAAAAUAAGAAAGUUAUGACAUUUUAAAGUUUCGCUUAAUUUCAAAAAAAUAGUUAUAUGCACAUCCUGGUCGGUAUGCAAAUGAGGAGACUGAUGACGUCAUCCACUCACUAUUUCUUUUGUAUUUUAUUAUGUGACAUAUGAAAUAUUCUAAUUUCCUCCCCAUUGUCAAAUGAAACAAAGAUUAAUUCCUCCCUGAACGUGUGGAAUUAACAUUGUUUAAUACUAUAUGGUUCAGUCAAGUUGGUCCUUAUUGUCAAAUCUAUAAAAAAUGAAAUAUUGUAUAAUUCAAACAAUAAAAAACAAAAGAAAUAUAGUGAGUGAUGGACAUCAUCGACUCACUCACUUAAUUGUGCAUAUCACUGUUUUGUGAAAAAUAAGCGAAACUUUAAAAUGUCAUAACUUUCUUAUUUUACAUCAGAUUUUGAUGAAAUUUUCAGCACUAUGCUAGCUUGAUUUUUCUCUAUUUAUCCAAGUCAGCAUUUACCUGGGGUGGACUUGACCUUUAAAUAACCAUGUGUGGUAUCAUAACAAAUAUAUUUUCAUAUGGACACUACUUGGUGUUAUAAUGAAACUCCGUGGUGUAGCUUAUUUUAAAACCCGAGAGUCUGGAUCUCUUUAAUACACAGCAAAUGUUUUGGGUUUAGUUUUUCUUUCUUUUUUUUAAACCGUAGUGUUUUACAGUGUAAUAGUUUGCAUUUGUUAAUGAUGGCGAUAAUUAGUUUUUGCUCAGCGACGUACAAAGGAUCCAGGAACAGAGUAAACGGGUGAUUCCAUAUACGUGUCGUACGGGACAUUUAUAUAAAUUAUUAUACAAUCGGGAGCAAUAUGUUAUCAUUUUUUUCAUGAUGGGAAAUGUACAAGGGUUUACAGCAUUUUUACGAGCUGAAAAACUUGAGGUUUUGUGUGAGGUUAUAUUUUAGUGAAUUCAUUGAUGAUUUCCAAUACACUAUUUAAACAAUGAAUGAAUAAAACUGUUUGUGUAAAUUAUGGGGCUAAAAUGUUAUAAUUUUUCAUAUAAAAUGUAUAUAUACAUGAUUUAUGUCACAACUGUCACUUGUAAUUCCACAAUAUACUUUUUUUCUAAAAAAUAAAGAAAUGCGGUUCUACUUUUUCAAACCUUUCUGCAUUUCAUGAAACCAUUGUGAUUUGUCUUAUUUUCCAGAUUUUUUUUUUAAUAACAUGGUUUGUCUUAUUUUCCAGAUUUUUUUACAACUUGAAAAAAGUAAGGAGUUUCAAUACUGUAUAAAAAAAAAUUAGUGAUCAUCAAGGGAAGUCCAAAUAGAUGAUUGAUAUGUAAUUUUUUUUACAUCUUAUGAUAAUUCCACAUUAGCAUGCAAGAAUAAGUCAUCUUCCAGGCUAGGGUGAAUCAAUUAUAAAGGUUUUCUUUUUAUGCUCAAUGACAAAGAAAUUAACCUGCUCUGACCAGUGAAAAUCACCAGUUUAGCUGAAGGGAUUCACAAAAGAAUACGCCUCGUGAAAUCAAUUAAAAUGGUUAGAAUCUCUUAUUUCAUGUUCUAUGGAGAUAAAAAAGUACUUUUUCAGUUCACUUUAUGUCAAAUCAAUUACUUGAAUUAAAAUAGGCCUACUAUUUAUAGUUUCUGAAUCAAAAUCCUGCAAUUAAAUGCAUUAUAUAUUGUGUGUCGUAUGGGACAGCUUUAAUAGGACAAUUAUUGAAAAAUGAAGGGCAGUAAUUAGAUUCUUAUGGGAUAAAUCGAUCACCCAUGGGUCAAAGAAAGAGAAACUUAUAUUGUGAAAUUGCAUCAUCAAAAAUAGAAUCGUAAGAAAAACUUUUGCACUUUCAUGUGUCGUACGGGACAAUGCCAAAAAUAUGUUCGGAAAAGUCAGGGCUGCCCGUAUUAUAAAUCAUGAAAAUGUUGUAGAUAUUAUUUGGAACCAUCAAUAAUACAUUAUUCCGUUGACCUGCAAUUUUUUCAAUCUUCUCGUGCUUUGCCAAUAAUUGUUUCAGGCAGUGUUUGUACUUGACUAUUUAAUUUGCAAAAUUAUUGAAAAUUGUAAAUUCCAUUGUUCCCCCCCCCCC
Molecule: messenger RNA, 4191 nt
Organism: Lytechinus pictus (painted urchin)
Lineage: Eukaryota; Metazoa; Echinodermata; Echinoidea; Temnopleuroida; Toxopneustidae
Product: cholesterol 24-hydroxylase-like
Exons: 13
Coding region: 197-1720 (507 amino acids)
Biological process (GO): cholesterol catabolic process
Molecular function (GO): iron ion binding; heme binding; cholesterol 24-hydroxylase activity
Source: RefSeq, a predicted model, not a curated record